AUGCUACUGUCCUACGGGUGCCUAUUCUCGGGUCUGGUGUUGGUAUUGGUGCGGAUCCUAUUGUUUUUGCAACUAUUGAGAGCCCACCGCAACUUCGGCUACGGUCUCGCCGACUCAGGUCUCGAUCAGACAUUUAAUAGUGAGGAAAACAUUGAUACAAAUAAUGUGAACGAAAAGUGUCCGCAGCUUUCGUUCAGUGAUAAUGACAUCGAAGUGGCGCUCAAUAGAGCCCAACAAAUGAGAGACAAAUUAAAACACAUUGAGAGCGAUAUCCAAACGAAAGGCCUGUUCAUCGAUACGACAAAAAUAUCGGCCGCCGCUCGACAUCUCAUUCCCUCUCAGAAUAAACUCUAUUUACGGGAAUUACACGAAAAUCAGCGCUUCUUCGAGGAUGUGUCGCGACAUUUGAUACAAAAUCGAAGUCUGAGUCGAGAGGAAGCCCUGUCUCUAAAGGACUCUAACGUCGAGUCGCAUAAACUGAUUCGUCGGAAACGCCAGACGUGUCGCUCCCAACAGCCCGUCCCGUGCGUUAAGAGUCGCUUCCGUACGGCUGACGGCAGUUGUAAUAACGCCCGCAAUACUCGGUGGGGAAAGUCGUUUGAAUGUGUGGCCAGACUUCUGGACCCGGAAUAUGCGGACGGAGUAUCUGUGCCACGAGUGGCCCGUUCCGGUCGACCACUACCUAACCCUCGCAUACUGUCGGUGACGAUUCACCCGCAGGAGGACUUCAGUGCCAACUUCACCCAUAUGUUGAUGCAAUUUGGGCAGUUCCUCGACCACGACAUCUCCCUGUCCCCUGUGACCCAACUCCGCUCUGGUGGCAUCCAGUGCUGCCCCCGACCCACACACCCGGACUGCUUCGAGAUACCCAUCCUUCCCAACGAUGGCUUCUUCAACCGGAUGGGCAAACGGUGUAUCAAUUUCGUGCGAUCCAUACCGUGCGAGUCGUGCCGUACCGGCGCCCGACUCCAGAUGAACGAGUUGUCCGCUUUCAUAGACGCCUCCAACGUUUACGGCAAUAGUCUGAACGAGUCGUUCGCGCUCCGGGAUAAGGACGGUCUGUUAGCCGUCGGUCUCGACAGGAAAGGGAGACAUAUUUUGCCCGAAAGUAAUAAUAUAGCCAAUGAUCAGUGCAGUCGACCCAACAAAGUAUGCUUUCGCGCCGGCGAUAACUCCCGCGUCAACCAACACCCGGCGCUCACGACUUUGCACACACUUUGGAUGAGACAACACAAUAGGGUUGCCUCAGCUCUCAAACAAUUGAACCCGUCGUGGGACGCCGAGCGUGUGUUUCAAGAAACCAGGCGUAUAAUCGGCGCCCAAAUGCAAAUGAUAGCCUACAAUGAAUUCUUGCCAGUAGUUUUGGGUCCAAAAGUCAUGCAAUUUUACAAACUAAACAUUUUGGGCACCGGUUUCACGAAAUACGACCCUGCUGUCAACCCCUCCAUACUAUCGGAGUUCUCGACGGCAGCCUUUCGGUUCGGGCACAGUAUAGUGAACGGCAGGUUCUCUCUCAUCAGCUCAUCCACGCCCUCCCAGAAGUCAUCCUACAAUCUGAGGGACAACUUCUUUACGCCCACUCGUAUGCACAACGGACAGAUGGACUUCAUUCUCAGGGGACUGGUGGGUCGGAACGCCCAAAGAUUUGACCCCUUCUGUCACGGAGACCUCCGUAACCAUCUGUACCAACCCAGGGGACAGGUGUCCGGCUCAGACCUACCCGCUAUGAAUAUACAGAGAGGUCGCGAUCACGGGAUACCCGGUUAUGUACAUUACCUGCGGUUUUGUUUCAAUGAACAAAUCACAUCGUUUGAACAAUUGGAUCAAUACAUGCCGUCGAGUCAGAGACAGCGGUUCCAACAGAACUACCAACACGUCGAAGACAUUGACCUCUUCUCCGGUGGCAUAUCGGAGCUGCCGAUGAACGGUGCGAUAGUCGGGCCCACGUUUGCCUGUAUUAUCGGCACUCAGUUUAAUCACUUGAAAUCUGGAGACCGUUUCUACUUUGAACACGAGGGACAGGACGGCUCAUUCACCUCUGGUCAAUUACAGGCCUUACGAAAGACAUUGUUUUCGCGAAUCAUUUGCAUAAACGGCGAUAACUUUAAAGAAAUUCAUUCAAAAGUGUUUCAAUUAAAUAGCGAUAGGACGUGUCUCACCAUUUGUCUGAUUGUCUUAUUCUCAACAUUUGUAACCAUCAAAGCGGAGGAAUCUCUUCUGAAGAAUGAAGAGAUUGAGGAUAAAAAUGAGGAGAAAAUUGAAACUGAUUUUAAAGAUACAGACUUUAAAGACACGGACUUUAAAGACAAAGACAUUAUAGACAAAGAUAUAGUGAAGAACAAUGACGUCUAUCCGGAUCCUAAUGAAGAAUACACCGGGAACAAUGAAUAUUCCGGAUAUUCCGGUGGAUAUGACCCUGAUACUGGAUACGGACAAGUCAAUGGUUACCCCGACAAUGGAUAUGGAAAUGAUAACUAUAAUAACUAUAAUAAUACCAACGGAUCCACGAAUUACACCACCGAUAAUUAUUAUGCCGGCAGCAGAUAUCAUAAACCUAAUGCUCCCGCGGCCUAUACCUUCCCGGGUGCUGUACAUUACGUACCGGUGCCGGUGGUACCCCCUGUCUAUUAUCAAAACUACCGAAACCCUGCGUACUAUCAGUACCUGCGCCUUAUGUACGGCCGAUAUAACUAUAACUACCGACAGCCUAGCCAUCAGCCGUACAAUCAAUUCAAUUAUAAG
This is a messenger RNA of Oppiella nova, 2742 nucleotides long. NCBI's taxonomy places the organism in Eukaryota, Metazoa, Arthropoda, Arachnida, Sarcoptiformes, Oppiidae. The record is from the annotation of a GenBank genome assembly.